AAAUGAAGAAGUACUGAAAGAACAAAGACUUCCUAAUAUGACACCUCAUGGGAGGGAGAGUUAGAAACCCCUUGCUUUAGUCGAGCUUUCAUUUGUAACCUGUUCUCCAAACCAAAUGCAAAUCCCUUUCCACCAGUUUCACCUUAAGCUUUGAAAAGGACUCUUCAAAUGACAUCAGAGGUCACCUAUGCUGAAGUGAGGUUCAAGAACAACGGGCCUUCAUCUGCUGAACCCAAAGGUAAAUGAUCUGCCGGUGGGGUGCAAGGGCAUGUGUGCUGGGGUGUCGGCAACCGAAACGAGCCUCUGGGCACUUCUUCCCUAGUUGUGUUGUUUUAGGACAACUUGGCUAUAGAAUACCUUUUCAGUUUUCUGAUCUACUGUUCUGUUUAAAUUCGGAGCAGGCGGAAUUCAGACAAGUGUAUACUUUUUUAGUAUGGAAACCUAGCAGUGGGAAAACAUUGCUGGCUCGGCAAGUCCCCGUGUGCUGCGCUAAACCGGCGCAGGGCGGGGACUCGCUUCCAUGGCGCCAGAAACCGUGUCGACGCAGACGCUGGAAAUCACGGGCGCACGCGCAAUCCAGCCCACGGAGGGAUCUCGGCUGGAGUGAACCGGCCCAGGCGAGGUAAACCUUGCUGACCCCUGUGUAAUCCCAUUACUCUAUUGGGAUAUGUGGGAAUUUGCCAGUUGGAGGAAACAGUACAGCCUGGAUCAAAAUAGUGCAGCUUCCUUUGUCAGAGAUGAACAAACACACACAGAAACUUGAGGAAGGGAGGUGCAUUUAUAUUUUUGCCACUUGGUUGCCAUCCAUUCCUUUCUGAUAAAUGUGAGAUUAGAAAAUGCUUAAGAAGUAAGAUGGAGACCUUGAGGUGUGCCUCACUUUAAUGGUCUCUGGUAGAUUAUUAUUACUGGCUGGUGUCAUUAUUUCUUAAAUUUACACCUCUGACUUAAUGAUCUCAGCAGAGCUUUCAAGACAACUUGCAAAAUAAAAGUCCAUAAACAAGCCCGAUCAAAAUUGGUUAGGAUUGUAUGCCAUCUGCUCUUCACUGACCUCUGCUGGCCGAUGGAAAGGGGGUGCUUCAUUGUGGAAGAGACCCCAGGUUUGCCUGGGCAGGCAGUAAGCAGCCACCAUCGGAUCUUUCAUACGUAGUAGAGAGCAGAAAGCUACAAAACUGGGUGCUUCAAAGCAGGAUUCAAAGUAUCUGCUAGAUCCAAAGCCCUUUGGAUCCCCAGAGGGGCCUGAUCUUUGGGCCCCUCAGCUACAUCAUCCUGGAGCUAGAGUAGCAAAAAGUUCUAGCAAAAUCCUCCCUCCCUGCCAGUUUUCUGCCCUGGCUGGUGAGAGCCAUCGAGGGUCUGAGCUGCAGCACUCAAUCUUUCAGACUGCCCCCCUGCCAGACCCCAUGUAGAAGUGCCUUCCUCCACGUCUAAAAACGCACCACAGAGGUUCUAGACGAUGGACUAGGGGUUCUAGGCUAGUCCCCUAAAUGUUUCCCUGGCACCUCCUUGCCAAAGCCCAGGAAGCUUCUGCCCAGGUUAGGGAGGGAAGCGCGAUGCUCAUGUGCACGAUGCCCCCCCCCUGCAAAUCUCCCUCAUAAGCCUCUGGCCCUAACUGUUCCCCUAUGAAAAAUUUCACCCCACCCCACUGAUUCUCGAGUAUCCAGGUCUUAACCAAUCUCCUAAGAGCUCAAAGGAAAUGGUCAUGGCAGGCUUUCUGAAGGAGCGAUUCUCCAAAGAGGACUCUGCCAAUGGGAAGACCCUGCCUGGUUGGUCUAAUAUUUGAUAGUCAUGGUACCUAGGCCCUUGGGGUGGCUGACUCAGAUGGGGGCAGAAAACCUUUUCCCUGAGGAAAGGUUAUCAUGCUUAGGGCUUCUUCAUUUGGGGAAAAGGCAUGAUAAGAGGUAUAUAAAGUGGAUAUGUGGAAAAAGUGGACAUGAAUAAGUUUUCCUCCAUCUCUAACAAUACCAGAACUCAAGGUCAUCUUUAGGAAGCUGGCUGUAAGAGGUUUGGGGCAGACAAGAGUGUACUUCUUGUGCAUGGCUGAAGUGUGGAAGUCACGAGCACUAGGUGGAGAAGUAAGACAAAUUCACAACGGUAAAGGCCAUGUUAUCAUAUUCAAACUGGGAAAGUGACCUCCAUUGAAAGAUGUGACGGCCAUGCUUGACACUGAGUACUGGAGACAGUCUGCCGCUGAAUACUAGUCUGAGGAACACGAGGGGUGAGAGUGCUGUUGGCAUCUGGCUGUCUGGCCUCUGUGGGAAACGGCUGCUGGAUGAGGUGGUCUCUUUCUUCCAUCUCAUGUUCGUAUGCCAUGGGCUGCUUGUCCAUAAAAGUAUGGCACUUAAAAACCUUUCCAUCUGGAGACACGUAACCUUCAAGAAGAUGGCACAAGGAGCCUUUUCCUUUUAGAGCAUUCAUCAAGCAGACUAGAGAAGGUGCAACUUAACUGGCAAGCAUCAAGGAAAAAAUGGCUUCAAAGGCAAAAACAGGAAUGGUGCACAUCUGUUCUGGACUAGCGGGUCUGAGAAAUGAGCAAAAGGCUAUUUUUGCCUAAAAAGCCCCACUUCCCCAAUAUUCCAUACACGCAAAUGUGCAUGUCAGCUUUUUGAACACCAGCAUUACACAAAUUUCUGGCUGCCAAGCAGAAUCAACUUGCAUGAUGUGCUAAUGCCCAGCAGAAUUAUAGUUAAUGGGGAAAUACACUCAGAAACUAAUUUGCAUAAGUGGCCUAUAGAGAAUUUGUAAUCUUCCCCAAAAAUCUGCAGGCAGUGGAUUUUUCAAAAAUGAUUCAUAGUCACAAGGCAUUUGUGUAUAUGAGAAGUGCAGAGCAGGCACAUAAGAAGCUAUUUUAGACAGUCAUGUCAUUGGCCUAUCUAGUUCAGUAGCCAGUGUUGGGGCCCCCAGAUGUUCUGAACCCCCUGUUCUCAUCACCCCCAGCCGACUAUCUUCCCCAUGGCCCGAGGCUGGAGGCUGCAGCAUUAUGGGGAGGGGCCCUCUGCUCUAGACCAUCUGUGCUGACUGGCAGUGAUAUUCCAGAUUUCACAGCCCUAAAUGGAAAUGUCAGGGAUCGAACCUGGGAUUUUUGCCUGCAAAACAUGUCCUCUACUACUAAGGCAUGGUCCUAAGUCAUUGCUACUGAAUCAUUAUGUCCCCCAAGCAACAGAGAGUCUUGUCACACUUUACAGACGGCUGUUGGCAUAUGGUUUCAAGUGCACAGAACUAGCUUUCCCAUAGGUCAUUAUUCUUCAGCCGUGUGACUGCGAGUGCAACAGUGAUGCAACAGCAUGAUUAGACAUUUUAAGGGUUAACUAGCUUGCCCUGAGUGCAUUUGAGUAAGUACACUUUACCUUUGUAAUGGUGACAUUUUCACUUUUCAGGAUCUUCAGGAAGCGAAAAACCACUUAGUAUAUUCCAGAAAUGCAAGCCCUGGUUUCCGUGGGUGGUGUCAGGGUUUUUGAUGUUGCUCUCCGUCAUCCUUCUUGUUUUCAUCAUUGGUGAGUAAAAAGCAAACUGAACUUAAGAGAAAGGGGAAGAUUCUGCUAAAUGGUUGCGUAAAAUUUCUGAGUAAAGCAGGGAGAAAUAAAGCCUGCUAGAGAUAAGUAGACUUAGUAGGUAUUCUCUCCCUUUAGCAGAGAGUAUGACAGAACCUAAAAGCUCUCCAGUUGACAAAUGCCCUUCAAAUUGAUGAAGUUUGGAUCGGACAUGUUGUGAUGAGGAGUGCACUAACAUAAUUAAACAGAAUCCUCAUUCAUACUCACUCACUGUUUCCCAUCCAUUCAGGUAAUCUCCUUUUUAAAAAAAAUCUAGCACCAAAAGGUUUGAUAGAUCACUUGCUCUCUUGACCAUCAUGGCUGAUUCAGAUUAUCCAAAGGGAAGUCACUGGUUUGGUGGAGGAUACAGUGAAUGCAUCAUUAUGUGAGAGAGUGGUGCCUGCUAAUCUUAAAUAAUCAGUACAGUGGUACCUCGGGUUAAGAACUUAAUUCGUUUUGGAGGUCCGUUCUUAAGCUGAAACUGUUCUUAACCUGAGGUACCACUUUAGCUAAUGGGGCCUCCUGCUGCUGCUACGCUGCCACCGCGUGAUUUCUGUUCUCAUCCUGAAGCAAAGCUCUUAACCCAAGGUACUAUUUCUGGGUUAGCGGAGUCUGUAACCUGAAGCGUCUGUAACCCGAGGUACCACUGUAGUUUUUAGUGAACUAGGCAGUGGCAGCUGAUCUGGCAUUUUUGAAGAUGUCCGUCCAUUCAGGAUUUACUGCAGAGGUGCCCAAUUCCAGACUGUUCAGGGGUUCAUCACAGUGUUAACACCUCCUUCUGCGACCGAGCCUUUUUUCUUGGACUCUGCAGUAUUAUAUGGUCCUGCUGUUCAUUCCCUUUUCCCAGUUAUCCUCAAAGGAAGUCCAAAGAAGGGAUUUCUCAAAAGCCAGUUUCAGAAAUCAACAGAAUGGAAUUGCCUCCUGAAGAGCCCUGAAGGAAAAGGUGAGUCACUAUGAAUUAGAGGGUCUGAUGGGCAACAAAGGAAGCCACCUUAGUAUGUGACUAAAGGUUAGACGCUUUAAAAUAAAAAGUAGAGAGCCACCCUUUAAAGGAGCCCCUUAAAAGCAGGAAUUGAUCCAGAAAUGCAGUUGGAAUAGUCUGCCAAAAAGUUUUUAAAAUAUAUAAGUGGUUUCUUUUUAAAACAACAACAGCAGCAGCAGCAGCAGCAGCAGCAGCAACAACAUUUAAAUGUGUCUCACAUAAAAAUUCCUGAAUAUAUUUGCCUUGAUCCACUCCAGAGGGGCUAAUAUGUCUGCAAGUUUUAUUGACUUCUGCCAAAAGAAAAAAGUUGCAUAUUCUCCCAUAAUAAAUGUGGUGAGGAUAAAACAACACUUCCUUUUUUACUGUGUACUGUUGAGUACCCCCAGAAAAAAAGCACUGGUUCCAGUGUUUUGAGAACCACAUAACACAAGUGGGAGCUGCAAGGAAAUGCUGCAAUGUGGCAUGGUCCUCUUCAGGAUUCUUGGCAGCUGGCCAUGCCCUUUCCUCAGAUACUCCAUUCCACCCACUUCCCAGUUUUCCACCCAUUCUCCCAGACAGUCAGCCUUCCAUGCCUGCUGAACUGUUUCUGAUUCACUCUCGAUCCCUGACUUAGUUUUUUCUGAUCAUUUUUUGCAGUUCUGCAAACCUGGAGGUUCCCUUAAGCCUCCUUGGGGAGCAUUGCAUUGGCUCUGCCACAGCAUUCACAGUGCAUUAUGCGCCCCACUGCCUUGUCCUUCCCAGUCUCCCUCUUGGUAAGCAGCAACAAUGUGCUGGUUCCAGCUGCACUUAGUUUGGAAAAUAAAGCAUUGCUGAGCUCUAGUCUGAGCUUGAAUCCUUCACUAUUCUUUGCUCCUGAGUGAUGCUUGCUCCUCAAGCUUGCCUCCUAGUUCAGGCCGGAAUUGUUGUUUGUUCAUGACUGCUGGUUUGCCCUAUCACUUCUGGGUCCCAGCUUCUAGCUCUCCUCAGACUGCUGCCCACAGUUCAGCCCUGGUAGCAGGAAAUGGAGUUCCCUUGCUUGUGUGUCUGACCAGUAAAAAGCUCCUCCACAGUGUGUGUCUCAUUUAUCAUUUCUUUUCAUGAUACACAUUGCCUUAACUGCUACCGCAUGCAGUUCAAGUUUUUUCCUUUAGUUUUUAAAGCCCUAAACAACUUGGGAACUGUUUACCCAAGGACUGUGUCAUACCACUCUCCUCGGCUGGGUAUUGCUAAGGGUACCACUUGCCCCAGGGAUGUGCUUAAUAUGCAUGUACUAGAAACCAGGUUUUUAGGAUUGCAGCUCCAGCCCUCUGGAGUCAGUUAGCAACUGAAAUUAGACAAGUGCCUAAUUAGACCCUGUGUGACCCAGUAGUUUUAUGGAAUAUUAAUAGUACUAUUGCUUUUAGUUUACUGAGUCUGUCAUCUUUUUUGUUUUGUCUUAUUGGGCACUGCUUUGGCCACUUUGGGUUGUGAAAUAUAAUAAAAAUAAAAAUACCCUGCCCAUCUGACUGGGUUGCCCCAGCUACCCUGGGGUGAAUUUGGGGUUCAAAAAGCCUGCCAGGUUAGGACUAUAUCCCCACUGAAAACCCCAUAUGAAAUCUGAAUUAUAGUGCCUAUCUGAACAUGUGAAUUCCUGCUGGUGAGUCAACCCUUGAACAACUAAGAAAUAAAAAUGUAGACUUAACUCCAAGCUGCUUCCCUCACUUAUGGGACUUGUCUGUUGAUGUGAACAAUGACACAUGAGCCCGGAAAUCGCUGCUGCAACCUGUGCAAUCUCCCAGGCUUCAAAGGGGAACUCUAGAAGGCGGAAUUGUUGUCACGUAGCUUUCAGCUGAGGACAAGUGUCCACUAUCUUAAUAGCAGUAAAUGAUGUGGUGUAGUGGUUAGAGCCUAACCUACCUCACAUGGUUGUGGUGGGGAUUUGAGGAUGGGGAGAACACUGUACGCCACCUUGAGCUCCUUUAUGAAAAAAGAAGAACAAAUGAUGGUUCACCAAAGGGAAAGGUGAGUUGAGUGUGCACACUGUGAGCAGCACUCUUUGCACCCCUUUAAAUUCUGCAUGUCCACUUAUUUUCUGACCCUUCCCUGUGCAUAUUUUUGAAACAAAAGAAAGGAUGCGCAAUACUACAAAUGGAACGUGCAACUUAAAAAGUGGGACAACUUAACGGAUUGUGAUGAAAAAUAGCAAAAGAAAGAUCUGGGGAAAGGGCUGGGAGUGGGUGGGAGAGACCUGUUUCCAGUUGCAACAAGAUUUCAGGUUGCUUCUUGUUGUCUCUGCUUUCCUUACAGAAUCACAGCUGUCAUGUUGCAUGGGGGAACUAGAGCAAUUUGGAUCCAGCUGCUACUAUUUCUCCAAAGAUGAAAGGACCUGGAACAAGAGCAGGGCAGAAUGCAUGAAGAAGGGCUUUGACUUGGUGAUUAUAAAUUCAGAAGCUGAGCAGGUGAGCUCAGUGGCAUAGCAUGGGGAUGGCCUCAGGCGCAAAUUUGUUAGGGGCGCAAAAUGUCAAUGCCCAGUGCUGCCUCACUGGGCACCGUUGAGAACAGCUUCUCCAUGUGAACCAGGAAGUGACCUCUCCAGACAACAGAACAACUCUUCUUUUCUUAUCACUGCAGCUAUUAUCUCCUGUGUGAUGUGGAUGCUUUUAGGAAGUUGAAUGCGCAUGCGCCGUCCAUUUCCCUCCCUCUCCCACUCUGUGUGGUGCUGGGUGAGCUACUGUAGGUCAGCCUUCCCCAACCUGGUGCCCUCCAACAUGACCAUUGGGCAGGGAUGAUGGGAGCCGUCCAAUGACAACAGAAGGGUUCCAGGUUGGGGAAGCUUGUGCUACAUUUAUCAUGCCUGGAAGCAGCAUGUUAGAAGAAGCAUUUCUAUCUCCCACCACUCAGCUAUAUUUGUGGUCUUUAGUUGCAUUGGUGUUUACAUGCUACGACAGGCAGCCUUGGGUUUGGGGUUUGUUUGACACAAAAGGAUCCCCAAAGAUCUCUGCUCCACAAAGACAGCUAACCUGUAUAGACUGCUAUUAACUGAAAGUUUGGUUCAAAUUUUUGUGCAGGGAUUCCUUACAAACCAUACCCAGAACAGUCAAGUGGAAAAUUUUUGUAUCGGUCUCACAAAUCAGAAGGGAGCAGAUCAAUGGCUUUGGGUGGAUGACACUCCUCUUGACCCCAUGCUAAUGUGAGUAAUACUUACAUAGUAAUAGUUAUAUUUAGCAUUUAUAUUGUGCUUUUCAAAUGUGCUUCAUAGGCACAUUGCAGAUUGGGAUGGCAGCUGAGGUUGAGCAAAUACUGCUUUGGGUUGCAGAAGGCCAGGAGUGCCAGCUGGGCCCUGUGACCGUGGGUGCCCUGGGACAUGGGUGUCAUGCAGCGUUUACGGCCCUGGCACUGAAAUUUGUGAGUGCCUGGCCCCUUCAUGGGGAAUUUUGUGGGUGCUCGGGCAACCAGGGUCCCAGGGGUUUGGCAGGGAAUUUCAAACUCUCCAUAUUUCCUCUCACCAAACAGUCGUGGGAUAGGGAUAGCACUGUGACAGAACAAAAUGGUCAAAGGCCUGGAAACGAUGCCUUAUGAGGAACGGCUAAGGGAGCUGGGCAUGUUUAGCCUGGAGAAGAGGAGGUUAAGGGGUGAUAUGAUAGCCAUGUUCAAAUAUAUAAAAGGAUGUCACAUAGAGGAGGGAGAAAGGUUGUUUCCUGCUGCUCCAGAGAAGCGGACACGGAGCAAUGGAUCCAAACUACAAGAAAGAAGAUUCCACCUAAACAUUAGGAAGAACUUCCUGACAGUAAGAGCUGUUCGACAGUGGAAUUUGCUGCCAAGGAGUGUGGUGGAGUCUCCUUCUUUGGAGGUCUUUAAGCAGAGGCUUGACAACCAUAUGUCAGGAGUGCUCUGAUGGUGUUUCCUGCUUGGCAGGGGUUGGACUCGAUGGCCCUUGUGGUCUCUUCCAACUCUAUGAUUCUAUGAUUCUAUGAGAACCCUUGUUCUUCUUUAUUUUGGUAGUUCACAGCAUUCUGGAGUGAAUACUUUUUACAAAGUUAGGUGCUAGGGUUUGCUUUCAUGUGCAGGAGCUCCAAUCAAAUCCAAUAUUAUGUGUGUCUUCACAAAAGGCCAAAAUAGGAACAUAUUUUCAUUUGUGGUGGGAGUGCCCUCGGUCUCAGAUGUUCUGGUUCAAUUUUUGUUGUUGUUGAAAUAAGGAAUAUUCUUAGAGAACCUGUUCAAGACAUACCUCAAAUGGCACUAUUACCGAUAUUUGAAGGUAGAAAAAUUCAGAAAUAAAACUAUUUACUUUGUUUUACUAGUGGCAGCAUGUGCUACUAUGGAAGAUAUUAGAGGAAUGGGACAUUGGAAAAUGGUGGGAUAAUGUUUGGAGAACAGCCAUACAGGAAAAACUUACAUGGCGUGUUAGAUUAUUGUCUGGUAGGAUUAAGCCAGAAAGCUUUGGGGCAGUUUGGAGAGAUCUUCUUGAAUAUACCAACAGGGCACAGCUGCCACACUCCUUGACAGCAGCUUCAGCAUAUAUGCGGAGGAUGUGGAAAUGGUAGGAUUUUUGUAGAGUUAUAUUGAUAAACUUAUGUGUCCCAGUUUCCCCAUCUAUUUAGCUCAUUUCCUAUGUUUAUAUUCCUUCUGUGACAUACACUAGUCAUCUAUAUUAUUGACAUCUACUGUCCAUCCAAACAUUAUUCACCAUUUCUCCUCAACUGUGCUUUAUUGUUUUCUAAACUAUGUGCAAAAUUAAGAGAGUAUUUUUUAAAAGGCAAAUAGAGAUUUGGUGGGGUGAAGGGGAUUGGUGCAAUGUGUGGCAGAGCUAUAUACCUAUUUUUCCUUGCCGCCGCCACCACCAACUUACCCAUAAACAAGAAAUCUACAAUCCUGUCACAAUAUAUAAGUAAAAAUAUAGAGAGAGGAUUAAAUAAAAAACAUAUUCACCAGCGCUGGUGUCCCUGGUAGCAAUUAGAGAAGCAGCCUGAAGUCAUUCAGACUCCAGUCAAGCUGGCUUCUCCAAAUUCAGGCAGAGCCAGGUCUAUAAGAAUAUCUUGAGGUAAGUAUUUUCUUAUUCCAUGAGAAGCAUAUUUACAUUGUUAUUUUCCUUGGAUAUGUCCUGCUUGUUCAGCAUGAUCUUUCUUUGGGGUGCUAAGUCCAAAACAUCAUUUUUUGUGCUUCUAUUAUCCGUUUGUUGUUGUUCUCCAUCUUGGCGUCUGAAAACUAAACUCUCAAAAUAGCUCCAUUUCUGUCCUUCUUGACUUGUUCAUUGGAGACCUCUUUGAUUUCCUGAGAACCCAAAGUUUAAUGAGCCUUGGGUAUGGCUUGUGCUAUUUGGACCAAUGUACAGGGCUUGUCUAUUAAAUCCUAGCUUUGCAUCCUUCUUUCAUUAAUUGUCUUCUCUUUCAGGUUCUGGAGAAGCAAUGAACCUAGUAAUGUUGAUGAAAACUGUGUUGUCAUGCAUAUAGGUAAAGGAAAAGGCAACAAGAUGAAGAAUAACUGGAAUGAUGUCCAGUGUUUAGUGGAUGAGCAUCAUUAUGUUUGUGAAACAAAUACAGUAUCUUUUCCCAUUUAAAGGAUGAUCUAGAGCCAAAAGAACACUUCAAACUAUUAAUCAUGGGCCCCCUGACUGGACAGACUGAAUUCAUUCUGAGCAUGGGCUCCACAUGAGAAAGGUGUGCAUUCUCAUUCCAUAACUGUGCUCCAAAAGAAAUGUAAUGUAUAGAAAUUUUCAAAUGAUAGGGAGAAUCCAAAGUUCAGUAGACAGUGAUUAAUAUGUAGCCGUAGCAUGUAGCUCCAGCCCUAACCACGUCUUCUCAGAAGUAAAUUCCAUUGAAUUCAAUGAGAUUUACCCCUAGGUAAGUGGGAUUAGGAUUACAGAGCAGGAGUCAUUCCUGCAGCAGAAUUAAUUCUCAAAGUGUUCUCUCUGGCACCAUGCCAGGUAUCAAGGUGUAUGUGUUGAGAUAUUUCAGCAGGAGCAGCAAGAUUUUCAGCAAGGUUUAAAAGUCUACUUUUGUAUAUAGUGUUACACACCACCCCAAUCUCCGAGUGGUGUGAGUUUCUGGGCACUUACCUAGGGUUCGUGUUUCCUUUGGAAAUGAAGCACAGCAGAGACUGUGGUGUCUUUAGGAUCUAUGGUUUAUUUACACAUAUAUACAACCUGAGCCUGCAGUGGAGGGGCUCCCAGCUUUACACUCCAAGAGGGUCUUGCUUCUCCCAUAGAUGCAGCCCUGGUUUCAAACAGACACAGCCAUCCUGCCUGUUGCCCUGAAACUUACAUUGCUCUCCCACCCACACAACUCCUGACUCCCAGGCAGCCGCCUAGCUUGCUUCUCCGUUGCAUCACUGCUAACCGACUGGAAAACCUUUCCUCCUUCAAUCCUGAAACACUACCACUUCUGCCUUUUUCUUCGCUAACUAACACAGAGCUCAGGGAGAAGGGCCCCUCUGCCAUCUUUGCUUCUGGCUUAUCAGCCUGCCUUUGUUCCCUGCUGAUGGCCCCCCUUCUCCCAGGCAAUUUCUUGUGCAAGGAAAAACUGAUUUGGCCUGUAUUUUGGCACUGCUAAGCUCAAUACCUGGCAGCCCAUCUUAAUGCUCCAAGCAUUGAUUAAACUCCAACACCCACUAGACCCAGGAAUUCGGGGGAGUCAAGGUGCCCACAAACUCAUAACAAUAUUGAAAGAUAUAAAUAUAUUGAUCCUAUGAUGGAGGGACUCACAGCAUUAGCACCCCAAGAGGGUCUUGCUUCUCCCAGAGCCGCAGCCUUGGAUUCCAGCAGAAAUCAGGCCUGGCUCUGCCCUGCCUGCAGCCUGCCAUCUUCUGUGUUCUAGCUCACCUAACUCCACUCUCAACUCUGAGCUUCGUCUUCUAACUACUGGUGAAUGAAUGAAUGAAACUUUAUUUGCGUUAGCCAUUGGCCAUAGCAGUAAAAAAGCAUUACGAUGUACACAAAACACAAUAAAAGUCAAUUAUAAUAAAACACAGUUUAGGGUCCUGAAUCAUCAGUCAAACAGUGGAUCAUAUUCUGAUUGCCCCAGCUAAAAACCUUGCAACCUUUGCUAUCGUCUGCUCCUCUUGAUCUGCCAGGAGAAAAGACACUGUGGCAGGGGCUGGACAACCCAGAAUGGACAAUAAGAGAGGGGUGAGUUGAGGGAGUUGGCCGUCCAUCUGCUAUCUAACACAAAGGCCAUGACCUCAGCAGGAAGCUGGCUUGGCCAUGCCAGAAACUGAAUCUUUGCUGGAGUGCGUGAUGCUUUACAACUGACUGGCCUUCAGGAUAUUUGGAAGUAGUGUUGUAAAAGAGUGGCCAAUCAUUUGUCCUCAGGAUGGAGAAUUUGCAAAUAUAAGUUUUAGUGCACAGUUGUAAUCAACAACUGUAGUAGUAAAUCAACAUCAACAAGAUGAACAAAGCCUUUUAAAGGAAGAUUAGCUGCCAGAAUUUGCUGUUCCUUACUUGGUAAGGAUGCGAAAGAUCCUGCCUCAGAGGUUUUUGGGUCACUUUUGCAUCCACCUUAGAGACCUGGGAGACUGUGUGUGUGUGUGUGUGUGUGUGUGUGUGUGUGUGUGUGUGUGUUGCCAUUUGAUACGUUUUUGUAAUCUUCAAACUGUCCAGGCAGGGAGGAGAGGGGUGUUGCAAAGCAAGACUUUGCAGCCAGGAAGACAGAAGCAGCCAUAUAGUUAUAAACUGGAUAAUUUGCUUUAAUAGCACCAGCCCAGACUAUUUGCAGCAGAAGCAAGGAGGAAAGGGGAAAGAGAAACAACACUCACAACUUGGGAAGGCCACUUGCAGUUCCUUUUUAGUAAGGUUUUAGCGAGUAUUAAAGGCUGCCGCUUAUUCCAAGAAGGGGAGCAAAGGAAGUGAUGCAGUUCUAUAACUGACAGCUCCAACUUGCAGUGGAGAAAUGACUUUACAGUGACUAACCGGGCUCUUUCUCUUUGUGAGAGAAAGCCCAGUUGAGAAAGUGGCGGGCUGGGUGCCUCUUCUUGAAAGUUCAUAGUGAUCAUAUGCCUUGCCAUGAAGUCUGUCAGAUGCUGGAACUUUUAGUACACACGAUGGUCAAGUGCUACAGAUUUUACACUUGUUGCAACUGGAAUCCAUAUUUUCACUGUCAUUAAGCAAUAGCUUUAAUACAGCAAAGUUCGAAGCAAAAGAAUCUGCAAAGUGGUGCUCUGACCGAAGAAAUUCUGCAGCAGAGAAGUUGGAGACAGAGCAGUUAUUGGAGGAGACAAAGCUAAGAAGGUGCAGAAGGCGGGUCCAGAGGUGGAAGUAAAAGGAAGAGAGGAAGCAGGCAGCAUAUUGGUCAGAGAAAUUGUCAAUAUAUUUAAUAUUAUUGGUUAGAGUACUCAUUCUCAAACUUUUUCCUCUGGGCCACACUUUCAGAAUUUCUUUUUGCUCUCAGCACACCAGAUUCUUUAUUGCUAAGAAACACGUGGGGAAACACAACUAGGAUUGUCCUCAGCAUCACUUGAUGCCCUUGUUUUCCUUUUGAAAAUAUUUCUACGUGAAUUAUGCAAAUAAAUAUUUUUAUAUUAUACUACAUUGAUUUUCCUUGAAUCUUCCUGCCACACCCUUUGAAAACCACUGGGAUCGAGCAAUCUAACCACAGGUACCGGUAAAUGCUUCUGAAGCCUGUUGAUUUUAAAGACACAGUUAAACCUCUCCCACUGAAAUAAAUGAACCUGAAAUAAAAAUACUGAAAUCAGCU
Molecule: messenger RNA, 13151 nt
Organism: Podarcis lilfordi (Lilford's wall lizard)
Lineage: Eukaryota; Metazoa; Chordata; Lepidosauria; Squamata; Lacertidae
Source: the annotation of a GenBank genome assembly